Molecule: messenger RNA, 1341 nt
Organism: Anoplopoma fimbria (sablefish)
Lineage: Eukaryota; Metazoa; Chordata; Actinopteri; Perciformes; Anoplopomatidae
Gene: enkd1
Product: enkurin domain containing 1
Exons: 9
Coding region: 59-1225 (388 amino acids)
Cellular component (GO): cytoplasmic microtubule
Source: RefSeq, a predicted model, not a curated record
UACACCUGCUAGAAAUCUAAACUGCAGGUCCAGUUCUGUGCGCAGGUGCCCCGUUGCCAUGGUGACGAGCACACAAGCGGCGGUGCUGUUGAUGCCUCUGCGUCAUCAGCCUGCGUGGAGAAAACCCUCAACGGACAAACACGACGUUAUAUCAAAGAUGUGUGAGGGACCUUCAACCAUAUCUGGGCCAAUCCCCCCGGAUCCUUCUCUGUUUCCUCAGUACUACAGACGACCUGCUUCAGCACGUGGCCGUUUAGAAGGAAACCACGACGGAACUUUGGCCCUUCUCUCGGGGCCACUCGCUCCAGAUGCUGUGUUGUACCCCGGCUGCUACAGUGCUCGUACCCCAGCACACCCUCCCCGUAUCGGCUCUAAUGCUGCUCAUAUUCUGGAACGAGGACGGAGAGGGGUAGUGGGGGAGCUGCUCAAACUAGACGGUCUCGCCAUCACCCCUGUUCCCAAACAGAAGCAGCGGGUACAUGACUUUGGUAAAGAGAAUGUACGUCGGCUCAGGGAGAUCCAGAGACGCUGCAAGGAGCAGGAGGCUGAGAGAGCACACUCACGUCCGGUUCCAGUCAAAGCUCUUUGGACCUCCUCCAAAUACCAGAAUGUCCCGUCCAGGGUGAUGGUCCAACUACAGGUUUCUAGUCCAACAUCUAAACCACAGUGUCAAAACUUUCUGAAGGGCCACUCUACUGCCCCACCAAGGUCGCGCUCCAAAACCUCUCCUGUAGCUUUACAACGCCCGGCCUCCUGCAACUCUAUACUGGACCAGAACUUGCAAUUACAGGUGCAAGGCCAGACGAUAGACUUCGUAAAACACAAUGCCCGGUAUGCUGGAAAGACUGUGCUGCGUCGGUCCCAGUCACUGACAAACCUUAGAGAGAAGCCUGUCCCCUGUGCAGUCAAGGGACAGGUGCCUCAGUAUCUUGAGGAAAGGAAGGAGCAGUGGCAUAAAGAGGCGGAGGAGAGGAGGAGGAACGCACCUGAUCCCACAGUCCCAGCUGGUCACACCCUGAUGCCUGAGAGUGAGAGACAGGAGACUCUGAAGUCCCUCAAAGAGAGCCACCGCUCCCUUGUGACUGAGCUGCUGUCCCUCCCUCUCAAAGCUGACAAUCUGAGUGUUCGAGAACGUCGGGCUCAUCUCGAUUGUAGGCUCUCUGAAAUCGAGGAGGCCAUUAAAAUCUUCUCCAGGGACAAAGUUUACAUAAAAAAAGAUUCCUAACACAUGAGGAGGAGGGAGCGGAGGAGAUGGUCCUGCUUUAUUGAGAUUCAUUUUUAUUUUGUAGUUGCAUUAUGUAACAUAACGCUGAACCUUGUAAAGUAGAUGAUUGUUUAGAC